Girardinichthys multiradiatus is the source of this 2642-nucleotide messenger RNA. It is a transcript of the gene slc9a6a, whose product is annotated as solute carrier family 9 member A6a. The transcript has 16 exons. Gene Ontology annotation, cellular component: recycling endosome; membrane. The record is from RefSeq and is a predicted model, not a curated record. Gene Ontology annotation, molecular function: sodium:proton antiporter activity. Gene Ontology annotation, biological process: sodium ion transport; proton transmembrane transport; regulation of pH. The coding region runs from base 267 to 2324 and encodes 685 amino acids. Lineage: Eukaryota; Metazoa; Chordata; Actinopteri; Cyprinodontiformes; Goodeidae.
AUUACCUAUUACGUGGACAUUUAUUAUUAGGCAUUGAUUAAACCAAAACAAUGUGUAAGUGGGCUUUUAAAGUGAAACACAUUUUUUACUCUUUCUAGAGAAAACAAUGUUUCACUUCCGGGUUGAAACUCUGUCGCUGUCGUCUUUACUGCUGUCGCUUCUGUUCUUAGUCCGUGACUCAUAUUCGGCCAAAUCUAUUCUUUUUAUUUUUUUUUUUUAUUUUUUUUUUCUUCUGAUGACAUUGACUUUAUCAGAAAAUAGUCGUAAUGUUGAUGAAAACGGGCGUGGACGGGUCCCUGUGGGCUUUGGGGACGCUGCGACUGGUUGUUCUGCUGAGCCUGUGUGUGUUCAUUAGUUUCUCAGCAGCAGCAUCUUCUGCUCAGGAGGAGGACAGUGCCAUGGAGAACAUCGUUACAGAGAAGAAGGCUGAGGAGAGCCACAGACAGGACAGCGCAGACCUGCUCAUCUUCAUCCUGCUCCUCACCCUCACCAUCCUAACCAUCUGGCUCUUCAAGCACCGGCGCUUCAGGUUCCUGCACGAAACCGGACUGGCCAUGAUUUACGGCCUUAUUGUCGGGGUGAUCUUGCGUUAUGUCGUUCAGGUCCCUCGCGAUGCCAGCGUCGUCUCGGCGAACUGCUUUGUUAACGCCAGCCCCGCCACCCUGCUGGUUAAUGUCAGUGGCAAAUUUUACGAGUACACCUUGAAAGGGGAGAUCAGUGCCAGCGAAAUCAAUGACGUGAAAGAUAACGAGAUGCUGCGGAAGGUUACGUUUGAUCCUGAGGUUUUCUUCAAUAUUCUGCUCCCACCCAUCAUCUUUCAUGCAGGCUACAGCUUGAAAAGGAGACAUUUUUUCCGGAACAUGGGCUCCAUCCUGGCUUAUGCGUUUGUGGGGACAGUCAUUUCCUGUUUUAUUAUUGGGUUGGUGAUGUACGGCUGUGUCAUGCUGAUGAAGCGGUUGGGCCAGAUGGGUGGAGACUUCUUCUUCACUGACUGUCUAUUCUUUGGAGCCAUCGUCUCAGCAACAGACCCGGUGACGGUCCUGGCUAUCUUCCACGAGCUGCAGGUUGAUGUGGACUUGUAUGCGUUGCUGUUCGGGGAGAGCGUGCUCAACGAUGCCGUGGCCGUGGUUCUGUCCUCGUCUAUUGUUGCAUAUCAGCCGCAAGGAGACAACAGCCACACCUUUGAGGUCAUGGCCCUGCUGAAGUCUUUUGGGAUGUUCCUUGGAGUUUUCAGCGGCUCCUUCUCUCUGGGAGUGGCCACGGGAAUCGUCACAACUCUCGUGACAAAGUUCACCAAACUGAGGGAUUUCCAGCUGCUGGAGACGGCUCUGUUCUUCCUCAUGUCCUGGAGCACCUUUCUGCUGGCUGAAGCUUGUGGCUUCACAGGUGUGGUGGCGGUACUCUUCUGUGGCAUCACUCAGGCCCACUACACCUUCAACAACCUGUCCCCCGAGUCUCAGAACAGGACGAAGCAGCUGUUUGAGCUGUUAAAUUUCCUGGCAGAGAACUUCAUUUUCUCCUACAUGGGUCUGACCCUGUUCACCUUCCAGAACCACAUCUUUAAUCCCAUGUUCAUCGUUGGAGCUUUUCUGGCCGUGUUCCUGGGAAGAGCUGCUAACAUCUACCCUCUGUCAUGCCUCCUAAAUCUUGGACGAAGUAACAAGAUUACAUCCAACUUCCAGCACAUGAUGAUGUUUGCAGGCCUGCGAGGUGCGAUGACCUUUGCCCUGUCUAUCAGGGAUACGGCCACGUACGCCCGGCAGAUGAUGUUCUCCACCAAUCUUCUCGUGGUUUUCUUCACUGUCUGGAUUUGUGGUGGUGGCACCACUCAGAUGCUGUCUUGUCAGCGGAUACGAGUGGGAGUUGACUCUGAUCAAGAACACUCUAUGAGUUUCACUGACGGAUCUGAGAGGAGAAGCACCAAACAAGAAAGUGCCUGGCCUUUCAGAAUUUGGUACAACUUCGACCACAACUACCUGAAGCCCAUCCUGACUCACAGCGGCCCCCCGCUCACAACCACACUUCCAUCCUGCUGCGGCCCCCUCGCUCGCAUCCUCACCAGCCCUCAGGCGUAUGAGAAUGAAUGCCAGCUGAAUGACGAUGACUCUGACCUCAUCCUGACAGACGGUGACAUCAGCCUGACGUAUGGUGACAUCACGGUCAGCACAGGCGUCACAGGCGCCCACACCAGCGGCGGCCCAGCCAUGGAUGACCUGGACAGAGAGUUGGCAUAUGGGGAUCACGAACUGGUGAUGAGGGGCACCCGCCUGGUGCUGCCCAUGGACGACUCGGAGCCGCUGUUCAAGGACCACCUGCGGAUGUGAAAACCAGGUUUUGGCGCAGCCACAGUCAACCGUCCAGUACAAACUGACCCGAGCCAUUGAGCAAAAGACGAGUACCUGGCUCUCCUUCUUUCACUCUUCCAUUUUUUCUUUUGCACUUUGCCUUUUCUCCUUUUUUCCCAUUGCUCAAUUCCUCUAUAGGCAAAUCACUGACUCUACCUCAUUCUCUUUCUGCUCAUUUUUACAAUUCUCUUACUUCAAUCAUUCCUAUUUUUUUUUUUUUUUCACAUUUGUGGCUCCUGUCAGUCACCUUACUGUAGCAUCGCAGCAUGAGUUCGUGAGUAAAUGCAAACGCCAGUA